This is a messenger RNA of Oppiella nova, 591 nucleotides long. Lineage: Eukaryota; Metazoa; Arthropoda; Arachnida; Sarcoptiformes; Oppiidae. The record is from the annotation of a GenBank genome assembly.
AUCACUUUGUCUGAUGUCAUGGAAACCAUGUCUUUGGGACCGAACGGUUCCCUUCUUUAUUGCAUCGAUUUCUUGGACGAGAACUUUGACUGGUUUUGCGAUGAGUUGGUGAACGCCGUGAAGAGUGUCACCAAACCUAAUGAGUCAAUGGUUCCGUAUGUGAUAAUCGACUGUCCGGGUCAGAUAGAGCUCUACACCAAUCAUACGGCUCUCAAGAGUUUUGUCAAUAAAUUGAAUUCAUUGGCAAAGAGGGAGACCCCGACUGAUGGAAGUGAUGGAAGUGUUGGAUUGGAUGUGCGUCUUGUUGUGGUGAAUAUAGUCGACAGUCACUACACGAACGACGCCUCGAAGUUCAUAUCCGUUGCCCUCAAUUGUCUCAACUCUAUGAUCCACUUAGAGAUGCCUCACAUCAGUGUCCUCUCCAAAGUAGAUUUGAUCCAAAAGUACUCCAAAACAGACUUCGGGCUCGACUUCUACUGCGAUCUCCUGGACCUCAACUAUUUGGUCGACAAAGUGAACGAACAAAACGACCCAUUUUUGGCCAAAUAUAAGAAACUGACGGCCGCUUUGGCCGGUGUUAUAGAGGACUAC